Molecule: messenger RNA, 2347 nt
Organism: Microtus ochrogaster (prairie vole)
Lineage: Eukaryota; Metazoa; Chordata; Mammalia; Rodentia; Cricetidae
Gene: Mrps16
Product: mitochondrial ribosomal protein S16
Biological process (GO): mitochondrial translation
Cellular component (GO): mitochondrial small ribosomal subunit; ribosome
Molecular function (GO): structural constituent of ribosome
Source: RefSeq, a predicted model, not a curated record
CAUCCGGUAGACGCAGAAAGAGAAAGCGGAAGAGGUGGGGCGAGCGGCCAAGAGCUUCCGCAGUGGGCUUUCCGGAGACUGAAGGUGCGUGCGAGGACGUUUGGGGCGCUCCUCCAGGCUUCAGGCUCUGUGCGGCUGGUCUGUGCAGAGAGCACAGCCUCAGGGUCACGCGUCGCUGCGCCAUGGUCCACCUCACAACCUUUCUUUGCAAAGCUUACCGUGGGGGCCACCUAACCAUCCGCCUCGCCUUGGGUGGCUGCACCAACCGGCCCUUUUACCGCAUCGUGGCUGCUCACAACAAGUGUCCCAGGGAUGGCCGCUUCGUGGAGCAGCUGGGCUCCUUCGAUCCGCUGCCCAACAGUAACGGAGAAAAACUGGUUGCCCUCAACCUGAACCGGAUCCGGUAUUGGAUUGGCUGUGGGGCUCACCUCUCUAAGCCUAUGGAGAAACUUCUGGGUCUUUCUGGCUUUUAUCCCCUGCAUCCAAUGAUGAUCACAAAUGCUGAGAGACUUCGGAGGAAGAGAGCUCAAGAAGCCCUCUUAGCAUCGCAGAAAACAGAAUCGGAGCCUGGAGAAAUGGAAGCAAGCUGAUGUCAGUGCACACCGUUAUGGCUGCAAGGCCAAGGGGCCUUCACAACUCUUGCGCAGAGCUUUCUUUUGGGUUUGAGGAUCAAUAAAUGGAGGUUUUCAAGUCCCAGUCUUCCAGCAUAACCUGAGCAGGAAUUAGACAGAGGUUUGUUGUCUGACAUUAGAGCUGCUAGGCCUCCUGCCUUACCUGUGAGUCAGUGGGUGUGGGGAGGUUUUGGGAUUAGGCCCUGGUCACAUUGGGCAGUUUUACAAUCUGCUGCCUUUUAGUCCUUUCCUGUGUCAAAGCCCUCAACCAGAAUGUGCUUUGCCCAUUCAAACGCUUUCUUUAAGACAGGGUCUUGCUCUGCAACCCUGACUGGUGUGGAGCUUGUUAUAUGUGUUAUGUAGAUCAGACUUUAGCUUGCAGCCUCUUGACCCUGUCUCCUGAGUGCUGAGAUUACAGGUAGAGUUACUAUUGCCUGGCCCCAAUGCUUUCUUUAUCACUUGGAAUCAUCCCAAAACUCAAGAAGUUACCUUGUUUUUUGUUUGUAUUAGUGAAGAUUUAUAUUGUUUUCUUGACAUAUGAUCUCAGGUUUACACAAAUGGGCUGUAAAAAUUGCUUUGGGGUUUUAAUAACUUUUGUUUUUGUUUUUUAGAGGUAGGUUUUCUCUCUGACAGUUCAGGUUGUCCUGGAACUCAGAUCUGCCUGCCUCUGCCUGCCAAAUAAAUACUGGGCUUAAAGGCGUGCACCGCUACCUUUUAAGAGAGUAGUUACAAGGAAGCUAAUACAAAGCCCCUUCGUAUAGCCAGCUCUGUACUGAGAAAUUGCUUGUGUAUUCAAGUAUUACAACUCUAGUUCAAUUAUAUCCAUGUUCACAGAUGAGAGAGGCUGUCCCUCAACAGUAGGAAACUUUUAUAGACUCCAUAUGUCCUACAAAGUCUUCCUACAUACAUUGUUUCCUAUAUGAGGGGAAAAGUAGUGAUAAGGGGGCUUUUCUGUGGAGAUGGCUCCAGGGGUAAAAGUGCUUUGCCAUGUAGUUCUGAGAUCCUGAAUUCAAAUCCGUAGAACUCAUGUAACAGGAAGUGGAAGAGUCUGCAGUAGCAGCAUCCUACAGGAACAUGGAUGGGAGGGAAAGACACAGGCCAGCCGGUGUGCACAGUGGAAAAACAAGGAGGCCACCCUGUCUCAAGAAAGGUCCAAAGUAAAGUUGGCAGCUGUGGUCUUCCUCUGGCUUCCACACAUGCACUGUAGCAGGCACAUACCCACCUAACUCACACACACACAUCAUACACAGAAGACAGUCAGUGAUAGAAGUGUUGUGCUUAGGCAUCCUGAGUUUGGUAUGUAAAUGAGAGGCCUAUGAAAUCAAAUCUAACAUGUGCUUCACCAGAACAGUAGGACUCUAUAGCUACUCGCAUGAAUUGUUGAAGGGACACUGGCCUACUCGAGCAUGUAGCUCUGGCAGGCCUUGCCCUUCUCCCCAGUUCCCUCUACCUUGCUAAAAACCAUUAGAUUAAAUCCCUAAAGUUAGCCACCAGCAUUUAUUCCUUAUUUGACUAUUUCAUCCUCCUGAGGCUAACAGGUCCAGCUAUCCAAGUGUUAAAAGUCCAGCAAUCAAAAACCCCCUUUGGUUUACCCAACUAACAUGCCCAAUCAGUAUACACCACGACAUCCAAACGCAGACCUCCCGUUUUUCUCAAGGUCAUUUGCUACUGUUUGCUGCCUGAGUCUUGAAGCAGCCACUUUUUCUUCCCACUUAAUAAAGGAUCUUUCUGGAAAA